Messenger RNA from Thermothelomyces thermophilus ATCC 42464, 2148 nucleotides. RefSeq lists its product as uncharacterized. The record is from RefSeq and is a predicted model, not a curated record. NCBI's taxonomy places the organism in Eukaryota, Fungi, Ascomycota, Sordariomycetes, Sordariales, Chaetomiaceae. Bases 302 to 2071 code for a protein of 589 amino acids. The transcript has a single exon.
CUUUUCUGGCCUUCUGCUAUCCCUUGCUCGGAACCUCAGCUCACCAGAGCGAAUCCCGGCCUGCUCGGCCUGCCACGCCACAGAGCGGCCCUGGAGCUGUCCUAGGGCAUUUGUUGAGCGCUGACCUCGACGUCUCCUCUCGGGGCCCCGUGUCUGUAAGCGGCCGGCUGGCUGUGCGACACGACCACACUGCUACCCUCUCUCUGUCUCGUGCUGGCUGGCUUUCCGCGUGCUCACUCUUACCCCUUCCCCACUACCCGGCUGCCGGGGCGCCUUGCCCAGGGCGUAUUAUAUCGAACCAAUGCUUCCCUUUCUGGAGGUCGACCACCUCCCCUCGUCGUCGUCAUUCUACUCGGCAGUUAUCCAGCCUCUCGGCCUGCGUUAUCACUCUACUGACGACGGACACUUUCCCUCUAUCACGUUUGGUGACUCUUCGCGGACAACCCCUAUUUUUCAGAUCCGGCAGGUCGUGUCGAGCAGAGACCGGCCCCUGAGGACUUCGCGCAUUGUCCUUAGCGCCCCUUCGGCGGCCGCGGCCGAUUCCUGCUACGAAUUCGCCUUACGGGCCAAUCCCGACAUUCGGGAAUCGCAUUCCCGCCACCCGGCCGAGAACUAUGUUGUUCGCAGUGGCGUCUCUGCGCAACGUCGGGACACUAGCGGUGGCGGCACUCGGGUGUUUAUAACCGACUUUGUCGGCAACUUGUUGGAAGUUGUAUAUCAGCCGCCACCAGAAUAUUGCUCGCAUUAUGCCGGUUCAACUGCCCGCUAUACCAAGUCGACCAGCGAAGGGGCGAGCCGUGUCUUGAGCUGGAACUACGAUGUCGCAACCUCGUCUCUUCUUGCUUCGGCUGCUGCCCUGAGCCCUGCGUCCAGCGCCUCCGGCCGCACCCUCUCCCGCCGAUCCCACGCUCGGUAUCCCGAAGACGACGACGACCAGCCGCAUCCCGGUAUCCGGCGCAGUGUCACGACUGGAUCUUCCGUCUACGAACCGGCCACAUCUGCCCGGGAGAAUUCAAGAGGCCUGAGUGCCGGCGCUGUAGUUGGAACCCUUCUCGGUGUUGCUGCCGGCGCCGCUCUGGGUGGUGCAUUCACCUAUAACAUGGUCAAGGACGAUCGGGCCCGCGAUUCGCGCCAGGACUACGACAUGCCUCCCUCCUCGCGCCGGUACACCUUUCCGGAGAGGUACGAGGGGUACUCGGAUCGCAAACCCCGUUACGUCGAGGUGGAGAGGGCUGUGGACAGGGUUCGCUACCAGGGCGAUUACCCGACUUACCCGGACUAUCGUCCUCCUCCUCCCGAGUACAUUGCCCGAUACAGCCAGGCAGACGCGCCGCGGACUACGGAAGUGGGCGACGUCUAUGACGAUGACUCGCGGGGGCGCCACCGGUCGUCCCGCUCGCGAACGUCUUCCGCGCGGCCCCGAAGCGAGUCUGCGAGUUACAGGGACCCUUAUUACAGCGAGAUGGAUACGGAGCAUCGCAGCUACGUGAGCUCGCGGAGUUCGAGACAUCCUCCCAUCGUGCAGCGCAGCUACACAUAUGACACCCCCGACAGGGAGAGUUACGUCUCUGCCAGAAGCCGCAGGUCCAGCAGCACGGUCCGCGCACCGCCCGCGGAGCCUUACGAUGCACCCGCGCACGUGAGCUCCCACUCGAGGUCUGGCAGCCGCGUGACGACGGUGACAUACAAGGUCAGCGCCGCGCCCCGGAAUCGCAGUCGUGAGGGCAGCUACGUCUCAGCCCACCACGUUCCUCUUCCCGACAGCAGGGCGCCGACCUACAUCUCAGCGCGCGACGUGCCGCUCCCCGAUAGCCGAGCCCCCACGUACGUCUCGGCCCGCCAUGUUCCCCUUCCAGACAGCAGAGCGCCAACCUACGUUUCGGCGCGCGACGUGCCCCUUCCGGCAAGCAGGCCCGCGACAUAUGUGUCGGCCCGUCACGUCCCUCUUCCUGUCAGCCGCGUGGGCAAAUGGGAAACCGAGGACGACGACGACGAAGAUAUUGGGGAUACGGACAGCAUUGCGCCCAGUGACAGUAUUAGCUGUGUCGGCAGCCGGAGGAACGGCCGCUGAGCCUCAGUGGCGGACCCAUGUCAGUAGCAACCAUGGCAGGAAGUUUUCUCUCUCUCUCUCUCUCUCUCUCUCUCUCU